Lithohypha guttulata is the source of this 978-nucleotide messenger RNA. RefSeq lists its product as uncharacterized. The record is from RefSeq and is a predicted model, not a curated record. The transcript is spliced from 2 exons. Gene Ontology annotation, molecular function: protein binding. NCBI's taxonomy places the organism in Eukaryota, Fungi, Ascomycota, Eurotiomycetes, Chaetothyriales, Trichomeriaceae. Bases 1 to 978 code for a protein of 325 amino acids.
AUGGGCCUCUGUAACUACUGUCGCGCUAGUACCGAGAACGCUACGGACUCAUGUUGCUUCACGUCCAAUACCGAACAGCGAUGCGAAGGUGUCACAUUACCAGUCUUUUCAUCUAUCGCCGAUGUAUUUUCCUCGACCCGAUCCAGCCCUACCGCAUCUCCCACCAGUACCGGAGGGGCUGUUGCACCAGGCUCUGGUGGUAGUGGCCUAAGCGGCGGCGCGAUCGCAGGUAUCGUCAUCGGGUCAAUCCUAGGUUUCCUCUUGCUGCUGGGGCUGCUUGUCCUUGCAAUCUGGUUCUGGCGAAAGAAGAGAAGGGAAAGAUCUUCUGCUACUUUCCUCAACCAACCAUCACCCCAGCGCAAGGGAGCAUCCGCUGCUGGUUCUUAUCACCCCCCUCCUUCGUCUUCAGGUCAAGGCUACGAAGUUUUGCCUGGUGGUCGUGUUGCACGCAUGGCUGCACUUUCGGGGGACGACAGCAACGGAAGAGAAUAUGAUCCAUAUGGUGAUAGCCCUGGGUCUAACGAAAAGGUUGCUGGUGUUGUAGGCGGCAUAAAGAAUGACGGGUCACCCGGUAGUGCUACAAACAACGACAGCAGUAAUGAGUACUCCUCACCUGAAGGUCUUGCCAGCGGUCAAUCAGAGCAAUUACCAUUCUUCAAAGACUAUUACUCGAACGACGAUAUCCACCCUGGAGAUAAAGUGUCUGUGCUUUGGGCAUAUCAGCCUCGCGCGGGCGAUGAAUUCGAACUCGAGAGAGGUGACAUGCUCAAAGUGGUUGGCAUCUGGGACGAUGGUUGGGCAACAGGUGUGCGCAUCAACGAAAGAGCUGAAGACUAUGAUGGAAAACACAAGAUCCAAAGAGAUAGUGGCGUGUCGAAUGGCACACAAGCGAGAGAGGACUCACCACCACCACCAGACCAGUUCAGGCAGGGUCUAUGGUUGUACGACGACAAACGCGAAAACACAAAAGGCAAAUAA